This is a messenger RNA of Aspergillus affinis, 1038 nucleotides long. RefSeq names its product DUF55-domain-containing protein. Gene Ontology annotation, molecular function: DNA binding. The coding region runs from base 1 to 1038 and encodes 345 amino acids. Gene Ontology annotation, biological process: regulation of DNA-templated transcription. Gene Ontology annotation, cellular component: chromatin; nucleus. The transcript has 5 exons. The record is from RefSeq and is a predicted model, not a curated record. Lineage: Eukaryota; Fungi; Ascomycota; Eurotiomycetes; Eurotiales; Aspergillaceae.
AUGGCUCCCAACAACAGGAAGCGCAAGUCCGACGGCGCGUCGCUAGCUGACGAGGCCAGCUCCCCCAAGAGACAGGUUGCUGCUCCGGCUCCGUCCACCGGAGAGAAGAGGAAGAGGGGCCGUCCUCGCAAGUAUCCCGAGGGUACGAUUCCUAAGCCUACUUCAGGCAGAGGACGCGGUCGUCCGCGCAAGGACCCCAACGCAGGUCCGUAUCCUCCCCGUUCAUCGUCCUACCCGUCCGGCCGCAGUCGCACUUGGACGCGAACGCGUUCCUAUGCAUCGUGUCACGCGCAUUCUAAUCGGAGAACAGAAACCCCCUCCAAGCCCAAAACUCCCCAAGAGGGCAAACGACCCGUGGGCCGACCGAGAAAGUCUCUCCCUAACACUCCUCUGAACGGCACCGACAGCCCCUCACAACGGAAAUCUGCAUCGGCCGAUGCCAAAGUGGCCGAGGAUGACACCGAUGGCUCUGGUCGUUCGUAUUGGUUGAUGAAGGCUGAGCCGGAAUCGCGCAUGGAACGAGGUGUCGACGUCAAGUUCUCCAUCGACGACUUGCGUGAACGCAAGAAGCCAGAGCCGUGGGAUGGUGUACGAAACCCCGCUGCACGAAACCACAUGCGGCAAAUGAAGAAGGGCGAUCUCGCCUUCUUCUACCACUCUAACUGCCGAGUCCCCGGAAUCGCCGGUAUCAUGGAGAUUGUGCAAGAGCACUCACCAGAUGAAUCGGCCCUCGACCCCGCUCACCCCUACUACGACGAGAAGUCGACGCGAGAAGACCCCAAGUGGGACGUGGUCCACGUCGAGUUCCGACGUAAGUUCCAGAACUAUGUGCCGUUGGACGAGCUGAAGAGCAAUGCCAAGUCGGGUGGAAAACUGGAGAGCUUCCAGGUGCUGAAGCAGCCUCGACUAAGCGUUUCUCGCGUGAGUAAGAAAGAAUGGGACUUUGUGCUGGAUCUGGCCAAGGAGGAUCCCGAAUCCGAGCAAUCGGCGGAGUCCUCCGAGGAUGCCAGUGCAGAGGAUGAGGAAUCAAGCGAGUAG